AUGCCCCGGAAGAAGUCAGCGAGAAAGCUCGCCGAGGCCCAAGCCGCCACCGCUACGACUAAAACCGACAAUGGCGACGACAUGAACGCCCGCAAAAUGCCAGUGGUCGAUCUGGCGGCUGCCGCCGGCGACGCCGCCGGUGAUGACGAUAACGAUGACGAUGACCUGCUGACCUCUGAAGAGGAAGACGAGUUUGGCGAGCUUAUCACCGAGAAUGUCGAGCUGGGGAUCCAGCAGGUGCUUGAUGCCAUCAAGCGGAACGACCCCAAGUUGAGCGACCCUAACUACCGCUUCUUUGAGGACCCCGAGAAGGCAGUGGCUAACCUCAAUGUCCAACCUAAGGAGAAACCAUUAUACCUUAAAGACUACCACCGCAAACAAAUUUUAAGUGGUGGCUACAAGGAUGAGGACGAGGAUGAUGAAGAAGAAGAAAUGGAGAAUGAGUACGGUACCGUCGACGGUAAGAAGCCGUAUGUGGUGGAAAAGCAAGAAGAGAAAGACGCGAUUUUAGCUGAGAUCAAGGACGCGUUUGACAACGCUGCCUCUGAUGACGAGGACGAUGAUGGUGAAUUUAUGAAGAAGAAAGAAGCCAAGAUUGGUGAUAUCCACGAUGCCGAACCGUCACUUCCCGACCCUAAUGCCGACGCCGAAGCGUUUCUUCAACUGUUCUUGGAUCAGCAAGCAUGGAUCCCUAAGAAGACUGAUAAGAUGGUCAAUUUGGACAGAAUCGAUGCUGACGAUGCCCAAGAGUUUGAAGAGGCUGCCGAACAAUUUGAACACGCUUAUAAUUUCCGUUACGAAGAUAAGGAAGCAGCCGAGAUCGUGUCUUACGCCAGAGACCAGGCGUCGAUGAGACGGGAGAAGACUAGUGCUCGGGCGCGUAAGCGUCAAGAACAGCGAGAGGCGAAGCGGAAGGAGAAGGAAGCUACUCAGGAAGCACUCACCAAGAAGAAGAACCAAAAGGUGAACUUGGUGAUGGACCGGUUAGCUGAAAUUAAGAAGGCUGUGGGUGGUGACGUUAGCGACGAAGUCAUCGAACGAGUAUUUGGCAAAUCGUUAUUAAAUGACGAAUUUAACGAUGACGACUGGGACGCUAAGAUGGCGGAAAUCUUUAAUGAACAAUUUGCCGAUGACCACGACGCCAACGUAAAGCCUGAAUGGGACGACGAAGACGACGAAGCCAUCGCCGGGUUUGAAGACGCAGAGAUCGAUAUGGACGCUGACUCUACUAAGACCACUAAGACUAAAAAGAAGAAGCUGGAUAAAAAGCAGGAGAAGAAGCUGAAAGAGGCGUUGAAGUCGGCGGCGGCACGGAUCGUCGAGUCCGCCACGUUGGACUUGUUCGACGAGAUUGUUGAAGAACGGGGCCGUUCCCGUGAAGCUGACGAUGACGAUGGUGUGGUGUUUAAGUACCGUGAAGUUUCGCCAGAAUCGUUCGGGUUGUCCACCCGAGAUAUCUUGGUUGCCGACGAUAAGCAAUUGGGUCAAUUUUUGAGUAUGAAGAAGUUGGCUCCUUACCGGUCAAAGGAGGACGUCCAGCGGGAUAAGCGCAAGUAUGCCAAGCGCAAGCGCGUCAGAGAAUGGAGAAAGAAUACCUUCGGCAGCGAUGAACCGCAACCAGCCGACGGAAAGUACGAUGUGCUCAUUCCCACCGAGGAUGAACCGCCUCUGAAGAAGAAACGGACAAAGUAG
Messenger RNA from Diutina rugosa, 1692 nucleotides. RefSeq lists its product as uncharacterized. Gene Ontology annotation, biological process: endonucleolytic cleavage in ITS1 to separate SSU-rRNA from 5.8S rRNA and LSU-rRNA from tricistronic rRNA transcript (SSU-rRNA, 5.8S rRNA, LSU-rRNA). The record is from RefSeq and is a predicted model, not a curated record. Bases 1 to 1692 code for a protein of 563 amino acids. The transcript has a single exon. Gene Ontology annotation, cellular component: nucleolus; 90S preribosome. Lineage: Eukaryota; Fungi; Ascomycota; Pichiomycetes; Serinales; Debaryomycetaceae.